AUGGUGAGUCUGUUUGAAGUAACAUUGAAAGCAGCAGCAAACCAGGUCUGCCUUUACUGGAACGAGAGUAAGACAGAGUUUAUCACGACCUCUUUCAAGUUCACUGAACUUAAAUCGCUCAGUAAUAUAUCAAUCAAAAACGUUGACGACUUCAAAUAUCUUGAAUCUCACAUAGCAGACUCUCAAAAGAACCUUCGCAUCUGCAAAGCUCUUGCCUGGAAUGCAUGUAACAGACUUGAUAAGAUCUGGCACUCAAACCUUCCACACAAGUUAAAAGUUCAAACAUUUAGAACACUUAUUGAGCCGGUCUUUCUCUACGAAUCAGAGACCUGGACCUUAUUGGCUCUCAUAAAAGCAACUAGGGUGAACCAAUCUGCUCAGAAAGAUCUGGAACAUCAGUUGGAGAUCACACCGAACACUUAUUAA
Octopus sinensis (East Asian common octopus) is the source of this 426-nucleotide messenger RNA. RefSeq lists its product as uncharacterized. Lineage: Eukaryota; Metazoa; Mollusca; Cephalopoda; Octopoda; Octopodidae. The coding region runs from base 1 to 426 and encodes 141 amino acids. The record is from RefSeq and is a predicted model, not a curated record. The transcript has a single exon.